Molecule: messenger RNA, 2684 nt
Organism: Cataglyphis hispanica
Lineage: Eukaryota; Metazoa; Arthropoda; Insecta; Hymenoptera; Formicidae
Gene: ninaG
Product: neither inactivation nor afterpotential protein G
Exons: 9
Coding region: 357-2018 (553 amino acids)
Molecular function (GO): oxidoreductase activity, acting on CH-OH group of donors; flavin adenine dinucleotide binding
Source: RefSeq, a predicted model, not a curated record
GAACAGAUUUACCCUAUAAGAUUAUUAAAAAUUAAAAUAUAAAUCUCAUAUAUAUUUGUAAUGUGUAAACAAGUAUAUGCAUGCAUGUGUGUCAGUAUAAUGUGUGAUAGUUUCCGACGUAAUAAUUACAUAUACCCGCGACGCUAUUGUCUUGGACGUUGGUACGAUGCUUCGAAGCUGCUCGACUUAUAGACAAAUAUCGAUUACAAACGGAGAGCUACUAAUUUAAUAUCAGGAUCGAACGCCGCAGCCGUUAUAGUUCCGCGUUCGUCUCGCGCGUUGUCUCAGUGAUACCGGGUGACGACCGUCGAUCGGACGUGUUCUUUUCCGGAGCGUGUUUUUGGUGAGGAGAAGAUAUGUGGGGUCACAUAUUGAUCUCGAUCAUUAUCCUGCUAACGUCGUUGCUCUAUCAUUAUCACUUCAGCGAGCCAGCCAGCUUUAUCGAUUAUCCCGAGACACAUUAUGAUUACAUCGUCGUCGGCGCUGGUACGUCCGGUUGCGUGAUUGCAUCACGACUCUCGGAAAUGUCAAACGUGACCGUUCUGCUCGUGGAAGCCGGCGGAUAUUUCGGAUGGACAUCGAUUAUACCGCUCUUAGCGCCGAUGAUGCAAGGCACCGAAGUCGAUUGGGCCUAUAAAACGGAGCCGCAAGUCUUCUCGUCUCGAGGGUUCAACGGCUAUAAACAAAACUGGCCGAGAGGAAAGGGAUUGGGUGGGAGCGGGCAGCUUAAUUACCUCGUCCAUUCCUUUGGGAGGCCCGAGGAUUACAAGAGAUGGCCCAAGGGCUGGUCGCACGCUGAUUUGCUCCCCUACUUUCAAAAAGUGUCCGAUAUUAUGAACGUUGUCCCGAUGCCGGAGGAAGAGUAUCUAACAAAGGCCUUCGUUCUGGCCGAAGAAUCCUUGAAGCUGGAUAACGUAUCCUUGCGAAAGGCGAUGUACACCGCGAAGAAAGGCACUAGGUGGAGUACAUAUCACGCUUACUUACAGAAGGCUUGGAACCGCAAGAACUUACAUAUCCUCACGAAUAUGCUCGUUACAAAGAUACUUUUCAAGAAUAAUAAAAUCGAUGGCAUUAAAGUGAUGUAUAAAAACGGUUCAAUCGGGAAGAUUAGCGUGAGAAAGGAAGUGAUCCUUUGCGCAGGCACUGUCAACACUCCGCAGUUACUUCUGAUCUCCGGUGUAGGACCAAUCGGAGAAUUGGAGAAGCAUAAAAUAUCUGUGGUACGAGAUCUUCCGGAGGUAGGCCGAAAUCUGUUCGAUCAUCUGAACGUGCCCGUUUACGUGAAUCUGCGAGAGCGCGUCAGUAUCACGCUCAUAAAAUUGCAAACUGUGCCAGAGGUGUUCAAUUAUUUCACCUUCGGAACCGGAUGGUUGGCUACUAACGGCGUAAUGGGAUUGGGGCGUGCUAAUAACAGUGGCCUCCUUCUCUUCGGAGUGGCGUCCACGGAGGAAAAAUUGCUGAAGGCCAUCUCAAAUUUUGAGACCGAGACGUAUAGAUCGCUAUUUCCAUCGUAUAACGAUAGCAUGCAUGAGGGAUUCAUUUAUCUCGUGUCGUGCCUGCAACCCAAGAGUCGCGGAAGCGUAACAUUAAGAUCUAGCGACAUCCACGAUCCGCCAAGAAUCGAUCCAGCGUAUCUCCAAGACUCUAAUGACGUCACGUGCACCUACCGAGCUCUAAACUUUGCGCUGGAGACUCUUAAUACGAGACUCUUUCGCGAGUACGGUGCAAAGGUGCACAUGCCCGAUUUCGAGGAAUGUCGUCAUUUACGACCGGAUUAUCGGGACUUUGAUUAUUCGGAGUGCGUCAUGAGAAUCGCAGGGCUCACGUCUUAUCAUCCAUGCGGCACAUGCAGAAUUGGCGCGGUUGUGGACGAGGAAUUAAGGGUGAAAGGCGUGAGUGGAUUAAGGAUAAUGGACGCCAGCGUAGUGCCGUCUCCAAUUUCCGGCAUGCCGAAUUCAGUUCUCGUCGCGAUGGCCGAACGCGCAUCCGACGUCAUUCUGGAUCGAACGUUUAAUUGAGAACCGAGAUAUUCAUUAUGUGUAAUAUGUAUAUAUACGAUUUGUAUUAAUAAAAAGAAAAAAAAUAACGUACGCAGUUCAGGCGUUGCAGUUGUGAUUAACCGUCGAUGAUCGAUUGUAGUCUAGGAAAAACAGGAUUUAACAGGAAGACGAAUUCAGGAAUGAACAAUAUCCAUGGUGCUCCAAGUUUUUUGUAAUUUAUAAUUAAUGGUAAAGUUUUUCUUUUGUUUUACAGUAAUCGAACAGUUAUUAAUAGUCUCUAAUUAAAUUUCGAUUAAUUUUUAUACAAACAAAAAGGGUGAGUUACACUCAACGGCAUAGCCACGAAUCCCUGCCACCCCGCCCGCGCUCGGAGUAUAAAGAAAAAAAAAAAAGAAACUUAUAUUUUUUUUACACGCUCCCUCCGUUGAAGAGGAUUUCUUUCACUCCAAUUCCCGUCCGGGCUCGUUUGCGAUGUGUGGCAGAGUUUCGACGUUCUUCCUAUCCGACUUUCGCAUCUUGCCUCUCUCUCUCUCUCUUUCUCUCUCUCUCAUGCAUAUCCAUACGCAAAUACAUACGUUCUUUUCUCGUCUUUCCUAUUUCGCUUUCUACAAGUUUUCACUUCUUUCAUGAGAAUCGUAUUGGUAUUUCUCUUCGCAUCGAUCGUCACUCUCUUCUCUCUCUACA